AAUAAUAAAUGGAAAGUACAGCUCAGAUGGAUACGGAAAGAACCUCCAAGAUUGUCAGACUAGAGAAGUCUAUCCUGGCCAUGAAUAAGAAGCAAGAUUAUGAAAGAUGCUUCGAUGUUCAUGCUAAUAUUCCUGCACAACAAAUGGAUGCUAAGCCAUUGGGUCCAAACAACCAAAAUGGGAUAAGAGGUGGUGAAUUGUGGUUGAGUUUUCGUGAUAGUAUGAAUGUGAAAUUUUCACGAAAACUAAAAUUUUGAGCAUUAUUAGAUACAGAAACACUCAGAUUAUAUAGCAUCCAUAUAAAGAAUAAGACAGUUUUAGGAUUUUGAGCUUUCUCAUUUCCAGAUCAAGUUGAAGAACUUUAUAUAUCUCCCUCAUUUAAAACAAAGCCGGAUGAUCGCACUUACUUUAACCUUUUAAUUAGAAAUAGUUUUAAAGUAACGUGAAGAGUCUCUCUUAACGAAUUAAAAUUAAACCUGUAUCAACUGAAGCGAUUGAUGGCAGCUUACAGACAUGUAAAGAUACUAGGAUUUUAUUCUUGCAGGUUGUCAAUUCCUCAUGUUCCAGAUUUAUCAAAAGCAUUAACAAAUUGCCAGAUCAAAACCCUGUCUUUAGCAAGAUCCAUAUUUGUUAAUAUAAAUGAUAGAGGAAGCAAUCUUAAUGGAUUUAAAAAUUUAUGACAAGGAUUGUCAAACUCAUCAGAUUUAAGAUCUAGCCUUUGGAUGGUUUCUAUUAAAGGAUGUCGCAUAAAGCUAAAGAACGCUAGAGAGAUUUUCGAAGAAACCCAACUUGGAGGAGUGAAGAUAUAUGAUGGACACGAAGACCAUGAUGAACCCGAAGACCAUGAUGAACCCGAAAACGAUGUUGAAUUUAUAAGACCAUGCCGAAUUAGGAGACUAUAAUGUAUUAUCUCUUGU
Messenger RNA from Moneuplotes crassus, 917 nucleotides. Lineage: Eukaryota; Ciliophora; Spirotrichea; Euplotida; Euplotidae. The record is from the annotation of a GenBank genome assembly.